Messenger RNA from Suillus subaureus, 1559 nucleotides. Its product is annotated as 6-phosphogluconate dehydrogenase. Gene Ontology annotation, molecular function: NAD binding; glycerol-3-phosphate dehydrogenase [NAD(P)+] activity. The record is from RefSeq and is a predicted model, not a curated record. Lineage: Eukaryota; Fungi; Basidiomycota; Agaricomycetes; Boletales; Suillaceae. Gene Ontology annotation, cellular component: glycerol-3-phosphate dehydrogenase (FAD) complex; cytosol. Gene Ontology annotation, biological process: carbohydrate metabolic process; glycerol-3-phosphate catabolic process. The transcript is spliced from 9 exons. Bases 173 to 1282 code for a protein of 369 amino acids.
AUACUACUUACUCUGUUACCUUAUGCAACUCGACUAAUUCUUUUAUCAAAGUAUCGGAAUCAAGUACUUAAGCAAGGCAUAUCUAGGAGCUAGUGCUGUCCUCUACUCUCGUCAUACCCUUUUCUCCAGGUGCAGCACUCACUCCACCUCCCUCUCCAUUGCGAAGUUUACCAUGCUGUCAUUGCCCUCGACCCCACCCCCAAAGUCAAAAAUUCUCGUCUUUGGAGCAGGCAAUUUUGGAAGCUGUUUGGCGGACCAUCUUGGAAACUCGGACCAUGAAGUAUUCAUGUGGUCUCGGGAAGCUCGUUUUGUGGAAUACUUUAACAAGCAUCAGCGGAACCCAGACUACCUGAAAGAUCACGAAUUCUCAACGAAUAUUCGCGUUGUUGGCCCAGAGAUACCCAGCAAGGAGAUGAUGAAACAGAUGGACGUUUUACUUUUUGCAAUACCAACGCAAGGCGUCAGAGAAACACUCAUCAAACUACAACACAGCCUAGACCGCGCAAACUUGCCUUUGAUGAUUUUUGUCAACAAAGGUAUUGAAACAGACACGCAGGCACUAACACUCGAGAUCAUCGCUGAUACUUGCGGAAGUGAGAUUGCCCGCGCGGCAACUUUUAUUUCUGGACCGUCGUUUGCAAAGGAAAUUGUUCGCAGGCAGCCGACUUCCGUUUCUGUUGCAUCUCUAACAGAAUCGCAAGCAAAGAAAGCGUCAGAGAUAUUUCAUCAGCCGUGGUUCCGGUGUUACACUGGAUCUGAUCCGAUAGGGUUAGAACUUGCAGGCGCCCUUAAAAACGUUUACGCUAUCGCCACAGGCCUCGCCGAUGGACUCGGAUUCGAGAAUAACACGAGAGCCGGCCUCAUUACUCGUGGCCUCGCGGAAAUGACGCGAAUCGGAACCGCGUACGGAGCGUCACCAUUGACGUUCUUAGGGCUUGCCGGUGUGGGAGACCUGUUUCUUACGUGUAGUUCGCCGACCAGUCGUAAUUACACCGUGGGCUAUCGAUUGGGUAAAGGAGAGCCGCUGGAAGAUAUUAUCGAGACGCUUGGUAGUGUAGCUGAGGGAGUGACAACAGUGAAGGGAUUGAAGAAGAUCAUCGAUGAGAUGCAAGUGUCCGCGCCUCUUGCCAAUGGGAUAUAUGCUCUUCUCUAUGAAGGAAAAGACCUGCAUGAAGGUAUACAAGAGUUGAUGUGUCGCCCGCCGUCGCGUGAACUGGACCUGCCGGAGAAAGCAGGGGAGCCUGCCAAAAGGUUAAUGCAGAAACUAGGAUUGGACGCAUGAACCUUUUCAUAUACAUAGUUGGAGUGAUUAUUGAAAGUCUCGAGCAAGGCUCCCGUUUCCGUAUGGCAUGUGAUCGUGACUUGAUAACACGUCUUCCUGAAAAGGAACGUUACACCCGGUGCCUAGAUCAAUGACCCACGAGUCGACUAUACAUGCAUACGUAGGUUCACGCGUAGAACGACUGACUAUCCUCCAAGUACUCCCAAUAAUUUAUUGAUUGUAGCCAGAUCUUCUACGAACCUGUCGUGAAGUGGUCCUACGGUGGAUCAGGUGAAUC